Coffea eugenioides is the source of this 1080-nucleotide messenger RNA. RefSeq names its product double-stranded RNA-binding protein 4-like. The coding region runs from base 248 to 814 and encodes 188 amino acids. The transcript has 4 exons. The record is from RefSeq and is a predicted model, not a curated record. NCBI's taxonomy places the organism in Eukaryota, Viridiplantae, Streptophyta, Magnoliopsida, Gentianales, Rubiaceae.
AGCAUCGGAAAAUGCAAAUAAAUCUACAGCAAGAUGAUGUAUGGAGCUAACGUUGGAAACAAAGAAGAGAGAUAAACUUCAUCGUUUUUAAUACUAGGGAACUGGUGCUUAUUGGGAUCAUCUUCUUCCUGUCUGAUCAGCUUCUUUUUCCUCGUUUGACAACCACAUUCACUUCCACAAAGAAGUACCGUGCCUGAUCACAGGCCAACUGUCCUCAGAGGAUAUUGUAGGUGGUUUACAACACCACAUGUACAAAAGUCGAUUGCAAGAAUAUACACAAAAAUCUUGUUUACAGCCCCCGGUGUACACGAUUGUUAAAGAAGGAGCUGAACAUUCACCAAACUUUAGAGCUACAGUAUUGGUUGAUGGAAAAAAGUAUGCAUCUCAAGGGACUUUUCAAAGACGAAAGAGUGCAGAACAUAAUGCUGCCAUGAUUGCAUUACAUAGUAUCCAAAAAAGGAUGAACGAUGAUGGGUGCCCAAUUAAUCCAAAGUCUAUCCUGAAUGAGCAUACAACUCUGUGCAAGUCUAUCCUGAACGAGUAUGCUCUUAAGAUGCACCUGGAGCAUCCAGCAUAUUAUACAGUCCAACCACAAGGCUUAAUUCCAGUUUUUGCAUCUACAUUGGUUCUGAAUGGUGGCAAUUAUACCGGAGGUAUAGGAAGAAACAAGAAAGAUGCUGAACAAUUAGCAGCACGGGAAGCCAUUUUUUCCAUUUUAGACUCUGCCGAUUCUGCAUCUGCAACUAUCAUGUCUGAGAUAAUCAAAUCCAAGUACAAGGACGUCAGAGCAGCCCCUGUUUUCCUCAAGUUCUAGGAUUGAAGAAACAAAAAGAAGCGAUGUUACUGAGUUUGUAAUCAGAAUAAUCUUCGUUGUUGGUUCGAUUAAUGUGUCGAUAAUCUUCGUUGUUGGUUCGUCAUGUCAAUACCUGUCACAAGAAUCAGCAUUCUUACUUCCAAGAGAGUGAUAUAAGAAUCUAGUCAUCACCACCCGUGAAUUCUUUUGCUCGCUUGUUCACCCCCCGAAAACUUUUAGAAACUGUUUUGGUUUCAAUCAAAAAAUGUCUUUAGAUGAAAAUUAGA